GAUUACGACGGCUAGGAUAUAAAGCCGACGACAUUUGUCAUACGUGUCUAGUUCAGUGGGUCAGUUGAAACAUGGCUUCAGUUGCGUACUUCUUUCUCGCCAUCUUGGCUGUUGCCGCGGCAGCACCUGACAGUCGCAUCGUCGGCGGUGACCACGUGACCAUCGAGGAGUCUCCUUACGUGGUCUCCCUGACCUACCUAUACCCUGGCCCAGGUAUCACGGUGCAGCGCUGUGUUGGGACCCUGGUGUCUUCUUUCCAUGCUAUUACUACGGCUUUCUGUUAUACUGGAGCCGUCCUCGAAAACUUCCAAAUCCGAGCUGGUUCCACAAACAGCUUGGCUGGAGGAGUCGUGGUAGGAAUUGCUAAUGUGGUGAAACACCCUGACUACACCGAGACCCCUCGCUCCAACGACAUUGCUGUGACCUUCCUGUCUUCAGCUCUUGGCAUCAGCAACACCGUCAAUGUGUUGUAUCUGCCUCCUGUUAAUUAUAACAUCCCUGAUGGACAGAGCGUUAAGGUUGUGAGCUGGGGAUUUGAAUCUGAGACCGGAGCGCAACUGGAGACACUGAAGUCUGUCUACCUGAACAAGUUGAGCGUGGAGGACUGCCAGGCUGUCUAUGCUGACUCCGAAGAUGUUACCGUUUCUGAUGCUGUGAUCUGCGCUGCCGCCCCUGGUAAAGGCAUGUGCCGCGGCGACUCCGGGGCUCCUAUGGUCAUGAACAACGCCCUCGUUGGAAUCUCCUCCUUCUUCCAGGAGUGUCUCACUGAUGUAUACCCUGAUGUCUUCACCAGGGUCGAUAGAUACACCAACUGGAUCCUGGGAGUAGCGUCUUCAAAUAGCCGCAGUUCUGGCAUUAGGGUCGCCCCUGUAGCUUUAUAAAUUAGACUGAAAUCUAGUCAAUAUAAGUGUGAAGGCCUUUUUGCACCACACUUCUGUUAGCCCUUAUAUAUUUGUGGAGGCGGUGAAACUGGCCGAGUAUAAGUGUCAAAAUUAUGUGAUCUGCUUUUGGAAUUAAUUAUUGUUUUUUAAGUUUAAGAAUUAUAUAUUUUUUCAAAUA
Messenger RNA from Helicoverpa zea (corn earworm), 1059 nucleotides. Its product is annotated as trypsin, alkaline C-like. Lineage: Eukaryota; Metazoa; Arthropoda; Insecta; Lepidoptera; Noctuidae. Gene Ontology annotation, molecular function: serine-type endopeptidase activity. The record is from RefSeq and is a predicted model, not a curated record. The transcript has 5 exons. The coding region runs from base 72 to 881 and encodes 269 amino acids. Gene Ontology annotation, biological process: proteolysis.